Molecule: messenger RNA, 1492 nt
Organism: Vigna radiata var. radiata (mung bean)
Lineage: Eukaryota; Viridiplantae; Streptophyta; Magnoliopsida; Fabales; Fabaceae
Product: ethylene-responsive transcription factor 12
Exons: 1
Coding region: 172-681 (169 amino acids)
Biological process (GO): regulation of DNA-templated transcription
Molecular function (GO): DNA binding; DNA-binding transcription factor activity
Source: RefSeq, a predicted model, not a curated record
GCCAAACCAAACCGAGGAAAGAGAAGGGAAGUGUGGUGGUGCCGGCCAGCCGACAAUUACGGGAGGUUAUGUGGGUCCCUCCACUUUUAUAUACACACAUACUCAUUUCUUCUGUUUCUUCCCUUUUCAUUUACGUUUUUUGAGUUUGAGUUGGUACUUUCCUUUCCUUGCAUGAUGGCGUCUUCUUCUUCUUCGGGCUCUCGCGAGGGGCACUACAGAGGCGUCAGGAAGCGACCCUGGGGACGCUACGCCGCCGAAAUACGUGACCCUUGGAAGAAGACACGUGUCUGGUUGGGCACAUUCGAUACUCCCGAGGAGGCCGCCCUCGCCUACGACGGCGCCGCCCGCUCUCUCCGCGGCGCCAAGGCUAAGACCAACUUUCCCCCGGCUCCCGCCCUCUGCCUCGACCUCAACGCCCCUUCUUCCGAUCACCGCUGGCCCAACGUCCCCUCCCGCACCCUCGUCCUCACCGAGUUCCUCCACACCGCCGUUCUCAAAGACAUCGAACCGCCACAACCUCUUCCCCCCGCCACCGCCCCCGCUCUCCGCCGCCCUGACGCCGGCGUUCCUCUCGGUGGUGGAGUUCAGGUGGUGGAGAGCUCACAGACGGCGUCGUUUUUGGGACUGGUUCGGCGCGGGAUCCCCAUCGACUUGAACGAGCCUCCACCGCUGUGGCUAUGAGUUGUUGGUCCGAGUUCUGACUAGGUUUUUUACGUCGUCGUUUUGCUUUCCCUCGUAUCUAAUUUAUCUUGUAUGUUUUUAAAUUUUCCCUCACCUUGCUUAGGUUUUACUAUGAGCCUCGUACGUUCAUCGUAUCUAUCUGUCCAUGUGAGUCUAUCUAACAUUAGGUUAAUGGAAGAAAAACGCUAUGAUAUUGUAUAUACAUUUGUUUUCCUUAUCAAUGACUCUACGAAUUUUGUAUUUUGUAGUAGCGGUAGUACUAUGUUAUGUUAGUUUGCGGAUCCAGUUAAAGUUGUUUAUCUUGUUAGUAGAAGAUAUUCACCGUUUUUUCAUGAUUGUGUGGUCUGAAAGUUUUAUGGUUUUGCAAUGUUGGGUUGUCUUGGUAGUGUGGUUAAUUUAUUUUGGUUUGGCGCUUUUGGAAUGUUGGGCGGCGUAGUAGACAAGCGAGGAGGGAUUGCCAACCGUUGAUGCGGUUGGGACCACCUGGGAAAGUGAAAGGACGAGCGUGACAAGAGACGCGCGCGUGAGAGUGCUUUCUCUGGGGGGAGCGGGAACUGCAAAGCGAGCGUGUGGGUAUCAGCAUUAUGGCAUUCCUUUUCUAGUCAGACCUCUGCAUCUUAUCAUUUUUGCAGCGUAUAUUUUCCACACCCCUUAGACCCAUUCGCUUCCCAAAGCGCGUACCUCACCUCCUUCCUUCAUAUUCCUUUUUCACUUAUUCUAUAUACUUUUCUGUACUUGUAUUAGUAUAUGAAACUACUGUCAACAAAUUCUGGAAAUAUCUUAAUCAAUGCUUCAUGUGUGUUAGUUCAAA